AGAAUCGAACAUUCCUAGAUUGCCUCAUGCUGAUGGGGUCAGCAGUAUCUUUAAACUUACCUGAAAUGAAUAGGCCCGUUCUACAAGAAGUUGUUACUACAAUCGUAACACUUUCAUUGACUGUUGAACAAAUAGUUAUCGAAGACCAUCAUCUGGUACUUAAUGUAUACAUGCUUGUGAACGAAAAUUGGUUGGAUCCCCGACUAGGACCUAACGAUGAAACAAGAAACAGGGCCGUUUCAGGAAAAAUAUGGGAUCCGAAAAUAACAAACUUGUGUGGAGAACAAUCAAACGAGAAUUUAGAAAAUACAAUAUUUUGGAGGGGAUACGGAGACGGAGAUGUUGUUCUAAGUAAAAAAAUGAAAAUACGAAAUCAGUGCACCACAAAUUUACAUAAUUUUCCGUUCGAUACACAAAUAUGUGAAAUUAAACUUGGUUCAUAUCGUUUUAAAGAAGAAGAAGUUGUUAUCAAAUGGAAAAAAAUUGAGCCAGUUGUGAUUUUAAAUGAAAUCAAAUCUAACGAAUUUUAUUUAGAAAAUGUUUCUGUAAAUGUCGUGUUAGAUAUUAGACCUACGGGCAAUUUCAGUUCCGGUUUGGUCGAGUUUGCUAUAAAAAGGAAUCCAAAGCAUUACUUUAUAUCCAUUGGUUUACCCUGCGCAAUAAUAGUGGCCCUAAACUAUUUCUCUUUAUGGAUAAAAUCAAAAAAAUUCUAUUUAAACCUAUUAUCGGUGAUUGUUCAUUUUUAUUUUUAUCACUUAUCGACCUGUCGGAUAUAUCCAGUCUCAUAUUUUAAGCAUUUAGACAUUUCAGUGGGAAUAUCAACUUCAAUAUCAAUUUUAAUUUUUAUACAAUCAUUAAUAUCAGCGGAAAUACAAAACGAUACAUUUUUGAAAAAUCAAUUAAUUGUGAAAAGAUACAUAAAUGAAAAUUCCGUAGCAUUAUUAUCUAAAAUCAGUUAUCCUAUAUUUUAUUUCAUUAUUAUACUGAUAAAUUAUAGUUACUCAUAAUCUUAGAAUUAUAAAAAUAUUUAAAAAUUAUGUACAGAAAAAACUACAGUUACUAAACUC
Messenger RNA from Diorhabda sublineata, 1067 nucleotides. RefSeq names its product gamma-aminobutyric acid receptor exp-1-like. NCBI's taxonomy places the organism in Eukaryota, Metazoa, Arthropoda, Insecta, Coleoptera, Chrysomelidae. Gene Ontology annotation, cellular component: neuron projection; membrane; synapse. The coding region runs from base 27 to 1007 and encodes 326 amino acids. Gene Ontology annotation, biological process: chemical synaptic transmission; signal transduction; nervous system process. Gene Ontology annotation, molecular function: chloride channel activity; extracellular ligand-gated monoatomic ion channel activity; neurotransmitter receptor activity. The record is from RefSeq and is a predicted model, not a curated record. The transcript is spliced from 4 exons.